Enhydra lutris kenyoni (northern sea otter) is the source of this 3756-nucleotide messenger RNA. RefSeq names its product musashi RNA binding protein 2. The record is from RefSeq and is a predicted model, not a curated record. Gene Ontology annotation, molecular function: RNA binding. Lineage: Eukaryota; Metazoa; Chordata; Mammalia; Carnivora; Mustelidae. The transcript is spliced from 13 exons. Gene Ontology annotation, cellular component: cytoplasm. The coding region runs from base 13 to 1053 and encodes 346 amino acids.
GGGGGCUCAGAUAUGGAGGCAAAUGGGAGCCAAGGCACCUCGGGCAGCGCCAACGACUCCCAGCACGACCCCGGUAAAAUGUUUAUCGGUGGACUGAGCUGGCAGACCUCACCAGAUAGCCUUAGAGACUAUUUUAGCAAAUUUGGAGAAAUUAGAGAAUGUAUGGUCAUGAGAGAUCCCACUACGAAACGCUCCAGAGGCUUCGGUUUCGUCACGUUCGCAGACCCAGCAAGUGUAGAUAAAGUAUUAGGUCAGCCCCACCAUGAGUUAGAUUCCAAGACGAUUGACCCUAAAGUUGCAUUUCCUCGUCGGGCGCAACCCAAGAUGGUCACAAGAACAAAGAAAAUAUUUGUAGGCGGAUUAUCUGCGAACACGGUGGUGGAAGACGUGAAGCAGUACUUCGAACAGUUCGGCAAGGUGGAGGACGCAAUGCUGAUGUUUGAUAAGACGACCAACAGGCACAGAGGGUUUGGCUUUGUCACGUUUGAGAAUGAAGAUGUUGUGGAGAAAGUCUGUGAGAUUCAUUUCCAUGAAAUCAAUAAUAAAAUGGUAGAAUGUAAGAAAGCUCAGCCUAAGGAAGUCAUGUUCCCACCGGGGACAAGAGGCCGGGCCCGGGGACUGCCUUACACCAUGGAUGCGUUCAUGCUUGGCAUGGGAAUGCUAGGCUACCCCAACUUUGUGGCGACCUACGGCCGCGGCUACCCUGGAUUUGCUCCUAGCUAUGGCUAUCAGUUCCCAGGCUUCCCAGCAGCGGCUUACGGACCAGUGGCGGCAGCGGCGGUGGCGGCUGCAAGAGGAUCAGUCCUGAAUAGCUACAGUGCUCAACCGAAUUUUGGCGCGCCCGCUUCCCCGGCAGGCUCCAACCCCGCGCGGCCCGGAGGCUUCCCGGGGGCCAACAGCCCAGGACCUGUCGCCGAUCUGUACGGCCCUGCCAGCCAGGACUCCGGAGUGGGGAAUUACAUAAGUGCAGCCAGCCCACAACCGGGCUCAGGCUUCGGCCACGGCAUAGCUGGACCUUUGAUUGCAACGGCCUUUACAAAUGGAUACCAUUGAGCAGGUGCUUCUGUUGCCAGCCCACUCUGAGGUACUACCUUCUCUGCCCUGUGUCCCCGCCCUGCCGGGCACGUCACACCUGUGUGCGCCCCGGUGUUCAAGUAUGCACAGGCCCUGGCCUCAUCGCGCUGGCGCCUCUCUCUCCUCCUCCCCGACCCCUUAGAAGUGGGGUGGGGGCCAAAAAUCCAGUCUUUUACUCUCUCAUCCCUUUCUCCAGCUGUAAUCAUGACCCCUACCUGUUUGUUUUUUUUUUCUUGAUUUGAGUCUUUUGAUCCCUUAUCUUCUUCCCCAUCUCUCAUCUCUCUCUGUCUUGAAAUUACGAUCAAGAGUGUAGGAAACUGGAAGGUGAUCUCGUGCUAGAUCUGUCCCAGGGGGACAGAGGUAGGAGAACCCCAGGGUUCGGCCAAGCCGGGGACUGGGGCCAACCCCUCCAGGGUCCCGCAAGAUGGCCUUUCAGGUCCCUGGAUCCUUUCGGUCCCCCAACGCUCUCUGGCUUUGGCUCCUGGGGUUCAUGCAGUCAUACAGCCAGACUCCAUCUUUUAGUGAAAAGAAAACAUUUUUGCCAGUAACUACUGAGUAAUUAUCCAGAUUACCGCACGAAAAGCAAAUUAAAUUAACGACAUCACCUGCGUAACAUGGAUUUGGAUCCCUGCCAGUUUCCUAACCUUUUAAACUGAGCUCAAGUUAAUUAAACUUUUUUUUUAAAUCACUUUGAUGGGGAUAUGGAAGGGGCGGAGUGGAGGAGAAGGGGAGGCUGGGGCAGUCAGUGAGGGAGCCUCUUGCCACAGUCUCAUUGGAAAAUAAGUAUCUGUUGCUCUUGGGAAGAACCCCAAGAAGGUAGAGGGGUUCUCUCGUGAAAGCUGAGUGCAUACUGUGUUCGCGCGUUAGCCUGGGGGCUUGAAACGUGGGUCUGUCUCUCUGGAAGGGAGAGGGUGACAGCUGAGGCUGGGCCUGGGUUCCCACUGGGGCAGAGCGUGCUCUCCCCCACCCACCCCGGGAGCUGGGACAGAGGAGAAGCGAGGCUGAAGAUGGACUUGCCACUUUGGUUUGCAGUUAAUGGGACAGCUCUCUCACAGAGGGGGGUCACUCUAAGCCCCAAGUCAGCCAGGACUCUCGAGGGUGGGCCCAGUGGAGAGGACCAGAUUGAGUUGAGUUCCAUAGAUCUCUCUUGGAUUUCUCUACUGUUGCUGCUAAGGAAUCAGCUCAACUAAUGCAACUGCCUCUCUUAACCAAAUAAAGCCCGUGUGUGAUUCUCCCCACCCCUCACCUCCACUUCCCUUCGAGCACUGACCCCAGCCAUUGCUGGCCAGCGCCAGAGGCCACUAACAGUUUGAAGGAGAGCUACUCACUACUAAUUAAGCUGGGUUUGGGGGCCCAGGGGAAGUAAGGUUCCUCUGAGCAAAGGGGACUGAACUCCCCAAGAACUCUGGGGAUUGGAGGUGGUUCGAGCCCUUUGUGGAGUCAGAUGAGGAGGGGAUGGAACAGGUACCGGGCACAGCAGGUCCCCGCAAGGUCAGACCCCGAAGCUGCCCUGCCCCACCGCCCUGGCGCUCUUCCUCCCCUGGAAAUGAGGGUGGGGUAGGGCUUCCCACCACAGCCCACCCUCCCUUCCACAGCCGCUGUAGGAGCCGGGGGAGGGCAAGGCACCCACCCCAUCCUCCUCAUCCAGCUCUAGGACCCGGUUCCCACAGAAGGGAUAUCACAUUUGAGAGAUUGAUAGUAGCACCCCACCCCCAAAAUGGGAUCACAUGUACAAACCGAAACACGCAAUUUGUCCAUAACCGAGGUUUCCUUCUCUGACAUUUAGUGCCCUCCACAAGGGAGGCGCCCAGGCUUGAUUCAGGGAGACUCAAGUCUGUGUGAGUCGCGGGUCUCUCUUUGUUUACUGUAACCAAAGCUGGUUAUUUGUUGCAUAUGUUUUCCUGACUUCAAGCCCUUGAUAUGAGAUAUAAUUUUUUUAGAUUUUUUUUAAUUUGCAUUUUCAGUUAUUGGCAGUCAUUGAUGGUAUUUGAUAAAGCAGCUUUUUUAAACAUUUGGCUUUGAAGACCAGAAGUUUAACCAGAAUUUAAAAAAAAAAAACAAAAUCCCUUGUCAGUUUGCAAUUCACCAAUGGAGCCGAACACCCAGUGUGGCCACAUCUGCUGACCACAUUUCCUGCCACUGCCCACGCCCAAGAAUUCAACAGUGCUGUAGCAAGUCAGCGGAAUAGCAAAUCAGCAAAAAUGAGUGGCAGGGCUGUCCGCUCCCCAGUGUCAGGCGUGGCGAAGAUGCCCGAUUUUCCAAGCAGUGAUCCCAGGAAGCUGUUAGCCCCGCCGUUUCCAGUCAUGAGUUGAGCAGCCUGUUGUAGUUCUACCCUGAAAGCACUAGUUAAAAAGUUGGACUAAAUAGUACGUCUGCCUGACACAUCUUCUCUCUCCUCCCGCUUCCCACUUUAUGUUCUCCUCUGGGCAUCCGUGACCUUCCGCACCCUGCAGAGCAUACCUGGAUGUCCAGGCAAGACUGGGCGAAGUUUCUGAGUGGCCCUUUGUUUAGGUGAUGUCAUCAGACCUGGACCCCCACCAGCCUCACUCCCCAUCCCAACCAGAGAUGGCUCACUUCGGAUCGAGGGUUGACUACAUCUCAUCAUCUCACGAAUCUGCUGUAAUAUAAGACAACAGCUUUUAAAUGUGUAUAUAACCCAUGAUUUUUGGUUUUGUUUUGUUU